GAAGCUCAGUACUGCAGGAAUCCGGAUAUGAUGAAAAUGUUUGAGACGCAACUAUCCUCACAAACUACCGCCACUGACCGUCGACAGCGUAAACGGGACUAAUAUUGAUACUUUUUGUCCGGAGAAAAGUUGGACUGGGACACACUGGCUGCUAAAAAAAAGUUCCCGUAAAAGUUUUUUUUGACGCUAAGUUACUCUUUAACCCAGUUUGUUUUCCUUUUCUUUCUAACGUCUCGGGGAAAGAGUCGGAGGAAGGAAGGAUGGGAAUAAGUCAGAUUUGAAGCAGAGGGAGUUGACAUGUUUGAAAGCCUGAGCUGAUGAUGAGACUUUGGUUUUCACAGCGCUGAAGGCUGAGGGAAGGGAGGAACUUCUUCUACUGCAGUGUGUGUCCCAAAAAGACGACUGUCUCAUGUCCAAGGAGACUGUCCUUCCUCCGGAUGGGCCGGCUGGGCCAGGAAAGGGCCCUCAGCGAGAAACAAGUCCCCUGUUGUCAGACUCACAAGAUGGCUGCAACAGUGAAACAUCAGGAAGAACACCGUCUCCCAGGAAACCAGCCAGCGAAGGACAGAGUCACAUGACCGAGGAGAAGCCUAAUUAUUGCGAGCCUGUAAGAACUCAGCCCCAGUCUCAGCCCGUGUCCUCGGAGCCUGCCGAGGGAGAAGCUGGCACGGACCAAAAUGGCUUUCGCCACAACAGUACUGGCACGCCCGCGCUGAGUAACAGCAACGGCAUCCACCCUGGCAUCAGCGGAGCCGGGGCCACGCGCACAUGCUCAUGCGGUGCCAGCAUCAGCGCGGGCGCCACGGGCGGGUUGGGCUCUGGCUCAAGAUCAGCGGCGGCAGCGCCGACAACAGAGCAACCCAGGAAGCAGCCGUCCACGCCCGUGUCCCAGAGGAUGCAGAGGAAACUGAGGUCCAGCCUGUCGGUCAACAGUGACAGCAGCCGACGCAGCAAAGGCAGUUCCACGGGGUCACAGAAACCUCCUCUACCAGAGGACUGCUGUGUCCACUGCAUCUUGGCCUGCCUCUUCUGCGAGUUCCUGACACUUUGCAACAUGGUGGUGACGCAGGCCUCGUGCGGCGCGUGCACCUCAGAGGCCUGCUGCUGCUGCUGCUGCACUGACGACCUGGGCGACGACUGCAACUGCCCCUGUGACAUGGACUGUGGCAUCAUGGAUGCCUGCUGUGAGUCCUCAGAUUGCCUGGAAAUCUGUAUGGAGUGCUGCGGCAUCUGUUUCCCUACAUAGGGAGGCCUGAGCUGGUGGGGAGCAGCGUGUCUCUGCGGGGGAUAACUGGACCCUGGAUGGAAGAAUGGAAGGAAACUGCUGCUGCUGUCACUUUGAAUUCAGUAGCAGACAGACGGAACAUUUGUGUGUGUGUGUGUGUGUGUGUGUGUGUGUGUGAUGGUCGACAUAUGUGUUUGUGAAUGCCUUUUUCUUCCUGUGUGCUGACUGUAGUGUGUGUGUGUGCAGUAGUAUGGUGCGGUUGAGUAAAGCAUGCUUUCAAAGAUGUAUUUUGACACUGGGCUUCUCUAUCAAAACCAGCUCAGCAGGAGCUAGAAGUAACUCCAGAUAUAUGAAAAUAUCAGUUAAGUCUUCAGUGUAUCAUAAGUUGUUUCUGUUAAAGGCAUGCUAUGCAGGAAUUGUCAAUAACUGUUUGUAAAUACAACAUUUAAAGUUGGCCCCUCCUCCCUGACUCAAUGACAAUGAAAGGAAACCAGGAAGUCAUUUUGAAAUCAGCUUUGUCCGCUUGGUAUUCGGCGGUACUACAUUUGCACCUUAAAAUAUCUACACUUCUAAAUAUACAAAUUAUACAUAAUUUGGGAAAAUGAAUCAAUCACUAGACCACUUUCUAGUGUGACGAGCAAAGUAACUAAAAACAUUAAUUUCCUCAAUAUUGCAAUAGUGCUUUUAUAAUGCCAUUAACGGCAAACAACUAUAGAUGAUAUUAUACAGUCAUGUAAAAAAUGAUUAGACCACCGUGUUGUUGUUCAUUUGAAUGCCUGGUACAACUAAAGGUACAUUUGUUGUGAGAGCUGAUAUCCAGACAUCUUCCAUGGUUUUAUUCAUAAUAAGCAAAAUCAUUAUCAAGAAAACCAUGGAAAAUGGCUAGAUAACAGCUGAUAGUUGAAAAUACGUAGUUUUUCAGGGUGGUUACGGGAUCAUGGUGGAAAAAGUAUGUCGAGCCCUGCCAGAGGGUCCAGAACACAGAAAAAUUUAAAUUUAACACAUAAGAAAAUACAGGUGAGGGCUGUCGUCGGUUUAUGGCCGUAGCCAGAUUGUUUUUUGCAACAAGCACAGCAAAAACAGACCAGGAGCUGUAUAAGCUAAUGCUAGUGUUAGCUACCUAGCUUGGUUAGCAAGAGGAAAUUCUUAUUCAAAAAAGAAGCCAGAAGUGACCAAAAUGCCAACUUUAACUCUGAUGUGAAAACACAGUGUGAAAGGGUCAAAGUUCUAAGACAAAAACACUCGUAUACCAUGGUAGUGGCCUGUCAAUCAUAAGAUAGCCCCGCCCUAAAGCAUAACCUCCUUAAUUGUCUGUUUUACUAUCAAUGGGACCUUCCUUUACAAAAUGGAUUGGAUCAGUAUAGAAGACUUCAUCUUCAGGCCCAGAGAUUGCUGCUUGGUCUUAACAUUGUUUUUCUUUCUUUUCCUAAAAUCCUGCAUAGUAUACCUUUAAGUAUUCUAUCCUUUACGUAAGAAGUAUUAUCAUAGACUGCCUUAAAGAUUUUAUUGUUACAUCAGGAAUGCUGUCUAAUUGUAUCUUAUCUCUUUAGUCGUUUUGAUGACCAAAGUGUUGCAUACACUAAACAAAAUGAUUUAUUUACUCUGAUUUUAUUUUCAAUACUUGUGUUUUUUUUUUUUUUUUUUUAAUGCUCAAAAACUGAGGUUGCGGUCUUAGUACUGUACAACACUGUAAAAAAGGUUUAUGUGACAGUUCAUACAUUCUUAGUUGCAUACUGUAGUUUUGCAACACAGAAUUUCAUUUACAGUUAUCUACUGUAGCACUGUAGAACAGUUAAAACUGGUGAAAUAUCAUAAGGUGAAUCAGGACUUCACACAUGCCACCUACUCUCAAACCAAAAGUAAAGAAUGUGCCUGUUUUAGGAUGGUUUUACUUUUAUUUUGAAGCAUUUCUUUGAAUUGAAGUGGCAGGUUAUUACAGGAAAAACUGCACAACGGUGCUGAUGAGCACAUAAUUGUUUGAUUGAUUGUUUCCCAUUUGUCUUCUGAUUUGGUUGUAUUUGAAGCCUUGGGUUUACUGGAAAUACAGCACACAUUUUUAGUGCUCACUGCAACGCAAAGACAGACAAUGUAUAGAGCUCCUCUAAUGUCAAUGAGUAGACUUUUUCAGUAAUUAUGGUCCAAGUCUUUUCUGUGAUGCUGUUUUACAUACAUACAUACUGUGUAAGUGUGACUUGUUGAACUGCACUCUGUUCAUAAGGGGUUUGAUAUGGAAUUAAAAAAUGGUGACCCUGGUUGCCAUAUAAGCGGCUUUCGGGUAUCAACCCAAGUGACUCGCAGUACAAAAAAGGAAUCAUGAGCUGUCGUGUUGAAAUGGUAAACUAAUGCAGGGUAAAGGCAGUUUUCUUCUCCUUUUUUUCUGUUCCUUAAUUCUGUGUAUCUGGAGAUGAGUUUGUGGUGAAUCACCAGUGGAGUCAUUUCCUUGUCUCGGAGAUCCGCUUUGAUGUUGUUUAAGUGAUGAUACUUAAUGCUGGCCUUCAUUAGCACUGCUUACUAACUGGUUACAAUAAACGUCCCUUCCUAACACCAACAGAUAAUGUGCUGUCAUGUACAGCCCAUCUUAUGGCACACUGUUAUUGUGUGUGAGGAGGUUGGAUAGGCACCUCUGCAGCAGAUAAUGUGCAGAAACUAAACCUCAUUUUCAUGUUUAUGUGCAACUCACGUCAAGAGUGUCAAGAAAACACCACAGAUAAUGUGAAGAAUUCAUCUAAAAAGAGACAAAUGUAUACAUGUAGCUACAGUAGUUGUCCUCUUAUACUAUCCUGUUGUAUGUUUUUUUUUUAUUUUCUUCAUUGCCUUACACUUGAUCCGGCCUAGUCCGCAUGUACAUGGGGAUUAUUCGAAGAAAUCCAGUACACACAAGCACUUAUUACGUAAAAUCUCUGUCUAAAUAAAAACAAAAAAACGUAUUAAAGCGUUUUUAAGAGUGUGCCACGACAACAGGUGGUCUGUGUUGUGGAAAUGUUGGAUUAUAUAGCAGUGACUUUAUAGUGCAUGCUGGUGCACUCAAUAGAGUGGAAGAGUAACUGUACUUAUACAUGUAACAAGUCCUGUUAGCAAGGAUAGAAACAGCACUAUUUUUGCAUAAAUGUUGACUCAUUUGUGACGCCUCUCAAGGAAAUAACAGCACACACUCUGAUGUUACUAGCCAGAAAACUUUUUUUUUCCUUUUCUUGUUUUGUUUCAGUUCAAAUACAGUUCACAUGUGGACGAAAGGCUAAAAAUAAUCCCCAUGUACAUGUACGUGCUUCGUUUCUCAACUUGGAGUUCACCGCUCAUUUUCUUAGUUUUGUACAUUAUUGUCAAUCUUAAAGAGUUUUUAAAAAAUAAAGCAUAAAAAAAUAAAAAUCUCAUUCAUCUCUUUAUUAUGUUUCAGUUGCUCGAGUGGCAAACUCAACCCACUCAGGUAACACCCAGAGACAAAAUGUGACCAACAAGCCUCUUUGAAUAUGGAGUGUUGUGCAUCGUAUGUUUUAAUAUAUCUUAAAAUUUACAUUUUUGUAUUUCUCUCUAAAAGAAAAGCAUUAAAACUCCAAACUGAUGCACUGAACAUUGGUUUGAGGCAUCUUGUGCUAUAAAUUUGAACUUGCCAGUCAGGAGUUUACAAUGACUCUGGAGAUAUAUUAAUUAUAUCAAAUAGAGCUCCUGCAAUUGGACAACUAUUUUGACAAAUAAUAUUUUCAAUAUUUUUUAAAAAUGCCAAACUUUUGGGGAUUCUAGCAUCUCAAAUGUCUUGCUUUCCUUUGUUUUACAGGUGCAUCUGAAUACAUUAGAAUAGUCCAUUUCCAGUAGUUCAAGUCAAGUAUUGAGUCAUAUAGAUGGACAUACUUUUCAGAGGCCAACAUUUCUAUAUUAAACAUACUUUUUAAAAUUGGUCUUUUGUAAUAUUACAUUUCUUUUUGAGACACUGAAUGUUCGGUCUUCAUUAAAUGUAAGCCAUAAUCAUCAUAAUUAGAAUAAAUUAAAUAAAUGAAGAUAUGGAAUGUUUCAUUCUGUGUGUAAUGGAUCUAUAUAAUGUGUUAUUUCCACUUUUUGAAUUGAAUUU
Messenger RNA from Centropristis striata (black sea bass), 5288 nucleotides. RefSeq names its product MyoD family inhibitor domain containing (gene mdfic). Lineage: Eukaryota; Metazoa; Chordata; Actinopteri; Perciformes; Serranidae. The record is from RefSeq and is a predicted model, not a curated record. Bases 410 to 1246 code for a protein of 278 amino acids. The transcript is spliced from 5 exons.